AUGAGUGAACUUGGCCGUAACACCUACACGCCCAUUACGCUCGCAGCUAUACUCAGCAGCACCAGAUACCAGAGUACACCCAUGGACCUAUGGGGGAACGUCAAGCUUCCGCUCUAUCGUACUAUCGAGAACAGCACGCCUGAUGAGUGGAAGUUGGUCCCCAACUCUACCGCCGCCAAUAUUACUUACGCUUCUCUGAUUGGUAUUCCGGUUGUUGGACCACCAUCUGUUGGCUUCACCUCUUUCAACAUAGAAGCUCGACAAUGGGAUUUGAAGUGCCUGAGCAACGAAGGGCCAACAGACAAACCGGCGGAUUUCACUGAUGAUUUCUCAUGGCAACUCCAGAUGUACAACGAUACACAGCCGCCUUGCAGGAACAACGCAACAGACUGUCCCACCCCGUGGUGUUAUGGCUACCCCUGUCCGAUUCGGAGUGAAUCUGUCGCCCAAGAUAGAGAAGACAAAUUCUCGAUAGCCAACUGUGAGCUUUCGUUCGACAAGUAUGAAGCUGGAGUGCGCUGCAACGGGACGUCUUGUGCCGUCUACAAGAUGAGAAAGUUGGGAUUGCUCGAUGAAGACUAUCCGAUUGGUUACGACAUUGUUAUCCGGAGAUUUACCUCGACCCUACUUGGAGUAAUGCCGAGCCUCGACUUCUACAAGACAGAAACGCCAAGGUAUCAUAAAGGCUCGACGACAAUGGAGAAAUGGAUAGGUGAUCCAUCCAACUUCAUCGGUCUGGGUUUUGUCAACGUCGAACUUUACAAAUUAUCGCCACAGGCUUUUGGCGAGCGAUUGACCAUCCUGUACAACACAUUCUGGCAAUCUACUUAUGGCACGCGAGCGCUCGGUGGAAAUCUGCCAGCAUCUGUAAUGGAGACUGCCUGGUUGAACACUACGCAGACCACCGACUCGGUCUCUAGCGUGAAAUUCGUCGCGACCGAUGCCGACGUAUUGCAGAAAACAAAACCCAUCUACAAAACGAACUGGAAAUGGCUCACAGCGCUAUUGGUUUGCUCGAUUGUACUGCUAGCUGCGGCCUAUUCGGGACUUGUUCUUAAAUAUAUUACGCUCGUACCGGAUAUCAUCGGUUACGCAUCUUCGCUGACGCUGUUGAACCCUUACUUCCCGACUCCUACAGGUGGAACUACGCUGAGUGGGUUGGAAAGAACAGCGUUGUUGCGCGACUAUCCCGUACGAAUAGGGGAUGUCUGCCCAGAUGAGGCGGUAGGCGCGAUAGCGUUUGCAAGGUCCGAUAUGGGAAGUGUGGGAAGGUUAGACAGAAAGCGAUGGUACAUCUGA
This is a messenger RNA of Alternaria postmessia, 1299 nucleotides long. RefSeq lists its product as uncharacterized. NCBI's taxonomy places the organism in Eukaryota, Fungi, Ascomycota, Dothideomycetes, Pleosporales, Pleosporaceae. The record is from RefSeq and is a predicted model, not a curated record. The coding region runs from base 1 to 1299 and encodes 432 amino acids. The transcript is spliced from 2 exons.